AUGUUAGUGCUUACACCAAAACUUAAAAACUCCAAUCCAGAAAAACAAAAAAAAUUGCAUGAAACUUCUGAAUUUGAGUUGAAGCGUCUCUAUGGGAUUAGAAGCACAAAAGAGGGCUUUUCUCUUUGCAUCUAUGAGAUUGAUGCCCAUCGUAUAAGAUACGUCGAGUGCAUGACUCAAAUUAUGUUAUCACCGUCUACAAGCUUAACUCAGCUUCCAAAUUCUGAGCUUUUUUGCUUCGGAUCUUUUCCAUUAUCAGGUGCUACCUGUAUAAUAGAUUUAAAAAAUUUCAAAGUCAAAAGGAAACUUCCUGAUGGCAUUUCUUGCCACAACUCAAAAGGGAUUUAUUAUAAAAAUUCAGUAUAUUUAUUCGGAGGAUCAAAUAGGUGGGGUACACUCAAUCUUGCCCAAAAAUUUGAUUUAGUUGAAAAUAGAUGGUCUUGCUUGCCUCUUCUCCCAAUAGCAAGUCAUCGAUGCUCCCUUGUGGUUUAUAAAGAAUUUAUUUUGAUUUGCGGAAAUAAUCAUACAUGCAUAUAUAAGUAUGAUUUAGAGAUAGAAAGCUACUCUGAAGUACCAAAUAUAAGUUUUCCUAAAUAUUCGAACAGAAUAUUAUUCACAGUAAAUUUAAGGGUUUAUGCUGUUGUAAACAAGGUCGGGAUUUUCGAAAGUGGAGAAUUAGAUGAAAAUAAUUGGACUCUCACUUCUGACAAUUACUUUGAAGCUGCCGAUACGUAUAUAGAUUUCCAAGAGUCUAUUUACUUUGGCUGAUUUUUAGGCCAAAAUAAUUAAAUAUGGCGUCACUGGAGUUUUCUGGUCUCUUGACCGAGAUUUUAUCUCUUGCAUAUUUUUAUUAUAAGGUUUGAUUUCCCUUGGUGAAAUUUUCCAGCUGUCCUAGGGAGAACGAGCCGGGUGGUUUUUCCUACCUACCUUAGGAUAACGAAUUUUCUAGAAGGAUGCAAACUUACCCUAGGCGGUGGAGACUGGGACCUUUAGUAUGCUGUUUGGACCCAAGUAAGUUCCUGAGCUCAAAAAGAGCCGUCGAAGUCAAACUCCAAGACUGACGUCUUUACUGGUGAACAAAAUCCGAGGUGGUCGCACCUUUGUCAGGCCUGAGGAAAAUGACGCGAAUUUCACCUCAAAGCAGUAUUGGGGGUAGUUGAGGUCAAGCAACUUGGUAACCGAUGAUAAAUGUUAUAGAUUAAUUAAGAUUAAGAUUUUUAGGCUACAAGUCUAUUUAUUACAUUAACAUCAACAUUAAUAUAAUUAUAGAAAAGCUCGCUAUUAUUCCCGAAGGACUACUCUACCCUUAACGUAACGUCGCUUGCUCGCCAUUUCGUGCACGACCUUAAAAAAAUUGCUCUUUACCGGACAAGGGCUUGCACUCACAUACCAGUAAUUGAGUGAGUUGCGUCAGCAAGGUUACCCACCAUUGAAAAUUCAAAAUGGUUGAAUUGUCUGGUUGACUCUCGGCGAAAAUGGAAAUCCAUAGCCCAGGGCGUAACUCCUGGUUUCAUGCUGGGAAAUAGUCUCAAUUGGCUAAGAUAAACGCCAUUGGCUUUGCUGGGAGAUCCUUUCCUACUUCCGGACCCAUUUCCUACUGAGGCAAAAAAACUCGGCAUUGGAGUAAUGCUUUCGGCCGGUCAGCCCGAUAUUGCACUUCAUCCAAGAAAAACCUAGCGGGAAAACAUUCCGAACGUCAUAUUCGCUUUCUCAAGGUCCUCGGCACCCUUUGUGAUGCCAGAUGCAGGAGUCAAUAGGGUGGGUUGGUUCACCGCAUCAUUUUAAUGUAUAUACAAGUCUAUUUAUUACAAAUUUAGCCUCCAAGAAAAAAGAAUUGAACAGCUUGAGCCAGAAAGUAUAAUUUAA
Blepharisma stoltei is the source of this 1866-nucleotide messenger RNA. The record is from the annotation of a GenBank genome assembly. NCBI's taxonomy places the organism in Eukaryota, Ciliophora, Heterotrichea, Heterotrichida, Blepharismidae.